Molecule: messenger RNA, 1798 nt
Organism: Osmia bicornis bicornis
Lineage: Eukaryota; Metazoa; Arthropoda; Insecta; Hymenoptera; Megachilidae
Gene: ais
Product: probable ATP-dependent RNA helicase DDX52
Exons: 12
Coding region: 95-1795 (566 amino acids)
Biological process (GO): maturation of SSU-rRNA
Cellular component (GO): 90S preribosome
Molecular function (GO): RNA helicase activity; ATP binding; nucleic acid binding
Source: RefSeq, a predicted model, not a curated record
UUAUUACAAGAAGAGAGGUUAUGUUGUUUACUAUAAAUUUAUUAAUUUAUAAAGCCACUUAUUAUUACAUAAGUUAAAAGAAAAAGAAAAAGAAAUGGAUGCAUAUGAACUUUUUCGAAAGCUCUCUACUGGUGUAAAGUUUGACAAAAAACGUUUUCAAACUGAUGCAGAAAGAUUUCAGCUCCUUAAAAAGCAGCUUGAAAGUAUACCUAAGAAUGAAAGGAAAAGUAUUACAACAUUCAAUGAUACAAACUGUUCAAUGAUAUCCAUGAAAAGAAAGCACAAUGAAAUUGAAGAAGAUAGAGAAAACAAUGAUGAACUAAUAUUACUUAAUGGAAUAUCUGUUCCUAAGAAUGGAAAUAAAAUUAAAUCUAAGAAACUUAAAAUAUCUAUAACAGAAGAGAAAGGAUUAAAAUUAAAACAGGAAAAGAUUAAUCAAUUCCGAAAUCAGCAUCGCAUAAGCAUUACAGGUAGCCGCAUACCUGAACCUAUUUCAGAAUUUAUCAAACUAUCAACGUGUUAUGGUGUAUCUGAACAAUUAUUAAACAAUGUUAUAAAUUGUGGUUAUGUGCAUCCAACACCGAUUCAGAUGCAAGCUAUACCUAUUAUGUUACAGAAUAGACAGGUACUAGCUUGUGCUCCAACUGGAUCUGGAAAAACAGCUGCAUUUUUGUUACCCAUAAUUCAUCGCUUAGGUGGGCCACAGAAGAAGGGAUUUAGAGCUGUUAUUUUAUGUCCAACAAGAGAAUUGGCAAAACAAACAUACAGAGAAUGUUUGCGUCUUAGCGAAGGUUUUAACUUUAGAAUUCAUAUUAUAAGCAAAGUAAAUCAAGCGCUACAUAAAUAUGGUCCCAAAAGUUCACAAAAAUUUGAUAUAUUAAUUACUACACCAAGAAGAAUAAUAUUCCUUUUAAAUCAAGACCCACCAGCUAUUUCUUUCAAGAAUGUUGAAUGGCUAAUUGUGGACGAAGCAGACAAACUUUUCGAAGAUGGAACACGAUGCUUCAGAGAUCAGUUAGAAAUAAUUUCAAAAGCAUGUACGAAUGAAAAAUUAUGUAGGGCAAUGUUUAGUGCAACCAAUACUCCUGUAGUAACUAAAUGGUGUCGCCAUAACUUGAAAGGUCUUGCAACAGUUACCGUCGGUCACAGAAAUGCUGCAACUGAUUUAGUAGAACAAGAACUUUUAUUCGUUGGGGCAGAAAGGGGAAAACUUGUAGCACUUCGAAAUAUCAUUCAAAAGGGAGUAUUACCGCCUGUUUUGGUUUUUGUCCAAAGUAAAGAAAGAGCUCAUGAAUUAUUUAACGAACUUAUAUACGAUGGAAUUAACGUUGAUGUUAUUCACGCCGACAGAACGCAGUCACAGCGAGACAAUGUUGUUCGUUGUUUUAGAGAAGGAAAAAUAUGGGUUUUAAUAUGUACGGAAUUGAUGGCAAGAGGCAUUGAUUUUAUAGGUGUAAAUCUUGUUAUAAAUUAUGAUUUUCCACCAUCUGUCAUUUCGUAUGUUCAUAGAAUUGGUCGUACCGGUAGGGCUGGACAUCGAGGGAAAGCAAUUACAUUUUUUACUAAACAAGACACUACAAAUCUGCGAAGUAUAGCUGCUGUUAUGCGACAGUCUGGGUGUAGUGUUCCUGACUAUAUGUUGGCUAUGAAAAAACAUAGUAAAAAAGAAAAACGAAAGCUUGAACAUAAAGCUCUUGUUAGAGAAAAAAUAUCUACCAUACCAAAAUUUAAACGCAUACGUAAUAAAGAAAGAAUGAGAGAAUUUCUAGUCAAAAGCAACACGAAUGAGAGAUAAAAA